Molecule: messenger RNA, 966 nt
Organism: Coccomyxa subellipsoidea C-169
Lineage: Eukaryota; Viridiplantae; Chlorophyta; Trebouxiophyceae; Coccomyxaceae
Product: E3 ubiquitin ligase SCF complex, Skp subunit
Exons: 6
Coding region: 55-531 (158 amino acids)
Biological process (GO): SCF-dependent proteasomal ubiquitin-dependent protein catabolic process
Cellular component (GO): cytoplasm; nucleus
Molecular function (GO): cullin family protein binding
Source: RefSeq, a predicted model, not a curated record
CGAUCGCACCGAUCAGCCACACUUGCGCGUCCACCCGUAGAAGAAGGCUCAAACAUGGCACAGAAGGUCACACUCGUCAGCUCGGACUCCCAGGAUUACACGGUGACUGAAGAGGUCGCUUUCAUGUCAGAGACGGUCAAGAACACCCUGGAAGAAACUGGUGGCGAAGACACGAAAGUACCUCUGCCAAACGUGCACUCUAAGAUUCUCUCCAAGGUGCUCGAGUACUGCAAUUUCCACGUGGACGCUUCCAAGAAGAACACCGAUGACAAGCCUGCCAAAACCGAAGAGGAAGUGAAGACCUGGGACUCCGACUUCGUCAAAGUCGACCAGGCAACCCUUUUCGAGCUCAUCCUGGCUGCAAACUAUCUCAAUAUCAAAUCCCUGCUGGACUUGGGAUGUCUCACAGUUGCCAACAUGAUCAAAGGCAAAACUCCGGAGGAGAUCAGGAAGACCUUCAACAUCCCGAACGACUUCACACCAGAGGAGGAGGAAGAGGUCAGGCGAGAGAACCAAUGGGCUUUCGAGUGAGGGCUCUAUGUCCAGCAACAGCAUCAGGCAUGACUGUUCAAGCCUGCAGGAAACUUUACAAUCCUUGUCCUCGUGGGCAAACAGUAUUAUGGCGAGGAGUUUGCGCACGCUGUGCUCAUCCUCUGUGAGCCUAUGUGAGUGAGCUGGGGCAGAACUUUAUGAAGGUGGCGCUGAUCAAGGCUGUUGGAUCUGGCUAUUCUUAGAAAUUUGGUUUAGAACGUACCUUGUGUUUGUGUGAAGCUGGAUGGGAUGUCUCCAAAACUGACAGGAAAAAGUGUCAGGUUGCAGAAGCACAUUCACUACGGUACUAGCCGAUCUGUAAUGGAUUCCUAUUUUUGUUUGUCCCCAGACAUCCUUAAUGUGAAUGUGGUAUCUUCUCAACCCGCUGGGCUAUUGCUGAAUAUCCUGAAAGACUGUAUGUAACAAUCAACUGUG